CUCUGAACCAUCUUCUUGGGUUUAUCCGUACAUAUUGCUGACAAGCAGUGCCGAGAGUGGACUGCCAUUCACCUUCCUGACACAUCGACGUGCAUACGCGAACGAACCAACAACCAACAGACGGACAAACCAACAGCCCGUCACAGCGGUUCGCAUUAAUUAACUGCCAUUGCAUUACGGCGUAGCUACGGAUACGGUACGGCACUGCACUGCAUCGCAUCGCAUUGCAUCACCAUACGAAAAUGGCAUCCGAAUUACGACGACCAAGGAUCCAGUACUCCAGACUAAGCACUUCCAAAGACGAGGUCCGUUUCUUGGAGAUUGAACCUGCAAACACAGUCAAUGACCAAGUCGUCUGUCGCCUCGUUACUCUCCCUUUAAGCCGAGACGUCGAAUUCAUCGCCAUCUCCUCAUUACUCGGCGACCCCGCAGACCAAGACAGAAUCAUUCUCGACCGAAAUCCCAUUCCCGUCCCCGUCCACAUCGCCCUCGCCCUCAAACAUGUCCGAGCCGUCUUCUACCCCGCCGUGAGCAAAUCGAGCGAGAGUCUGGGCAGGGAGAAAAGGUCACCAAAUUGGCUGAGGAGCCUUCUCAGGCAUUUCGGCGGGAGAGAGGUGGACAACAGGCCGAAGCUGCGGGUAUGGAUCGACUGCAUCUGCAUCAACUCAAUGGACUCGAGGGAGAAUUCCAAGAGCAGAGUCAUCAUGUACCACGUGUACCAGCGCGCGCAGAUGGUAGUGGGCUGGGUGGGACUCAAGAUACCGCAGACAGAUCUGGGCAUCCAGCUCAUCCAAGCAUUUGACAAUGCUAUGCCCGAGACGUGGCAAGAACCCGGCGACAAAGAGGAACAUCCUGAGAACUACUCGCCCCAUCACGAGUGGGCAAUUCCCAUUAUCCACUUAUUCGACCCUCAAAGCGACGCUGCCAUUGGAACUGCGGACUUUCUCAACAGGAACUUCUUCCACCGGCGCUGGAUCCUCGAAGAGAUGGCCAUGGCCAGGGUACCGACCUUUUUAAUUGGUGAUGCGAUUGUUUCGUGGAAACAAUUGCUACGACUGAAUCUUGCGAUGGAGGAGUUCAAGGAUCACGAGUCAAACGUCUGCCCCGCAUCUACAAGGCCCAUGAUACACGAGUUUCCAUUGGGCACGAUCCACGCGUUGUUGGAUGAGUUUGAGAAGAGGAAGAAGAUGGCAAAGAUGGAGUCACUCAACAGCACCUCUGUCACAGGAAGUGUCACCAGCGCAGACUCGAUAAGCCACCAGGAUUCGAACACGAGGUCGAUACCAUGAACAAAGGGUUACGGAGUAGAAGGGAUAUCCAUGUUUUAGCAGCUUUGAUACCGCUUGAUUUCUAGCUCUUACGAGCUUAGUUCACGUUUCUUAUGUUUCAAUAAAUAUACCAAUUCGUUUCUAGAA
Fusarium oxysporum Fo47 is the source of this 1415-nucleotide messenger RNA. RefSeq lists its product as uncharacterized. The transcript has a single exon. Bases 243 to 1289 code for a protein of 348 amino acids. The record is from RefSeq and is a predicted model, not a curated record. Lineage: Eukaryota; Fungi; Ascomycota; Sordariomycetes; Hypocreales; Nectriaceae.